Molecule: messenger RNA, 1566 nt
Organism: Photinus pyralis (common eastern firefly)
Lineage: Eukaryota; Metazoa; Arthropoda; Insecta; Coleoptera; Lampyridae
Exons: 4
Coding region: 859-1452 (197 amino acids)
Source: RefSeq, a predicted model, not a curated record
CACACAUAGGAUGGCCAUGGAAGGUUCAAAUACAUGUAAGGAUAUGGACACAGAUGAAUUUAACGGUUACAAUACCAUGGAUGCACAUAAAAUUACAGUUUUAAUCUAAUUGCCCUUACAUAAUCAAUGAUGACAUUGUAGAUUGUUUUACGGCAGCUAUGUAGUAAGGUCGUCAUGUUUGUGGGAAAGGCUACGCGUUUUUCGCUUAGCUUUUCUAAUAGGUUUCUAAUUUUGGCCUCACGCUUAACACAACUGAAAAAACAGAUGAUUCAAGUCGCUCUGGGGAUCUCCGCAAUCGCAGGCUGGGGAGUCUAGGAUACCAAUUUUAAACAAAUGGGCCGGAUAUUUACCGUCACCAAAUUUUAACCUUGCUAUGGUAGUAUAAUAGAAUCUUGAAAUCCUAAUGUUUUUGUACCAGUGCUCUUUAAUAAUGUUAGGAUGAAUGAUGGAGUAGUGUGUUUUUUUAAUUGAGUAAGCGGUUUUCCAAUAAUUUUCCCAUUGGAGAUAGGUCAAAGAAUCAGUUUGCAGUGUGAAAGAAGUAAAACUUAAAUUGACGACUUGGUUGAAUUCGGACAUAAAAAUGGAAGUAUCUAGGAAGAAAAAACUGGAAGAUAUACCUUGGAAGCAAAACAAUGAAAAAUACAAACAUCAAAGGAAAUUGGUUAAAGAUAAGUGCAAAACUGCUAAAACCAGGAAAUAGGAUGAAUUUGGCGGAUUGGCAAGAUGGCGGAGGAAAUUCUAAGUUGCUACAUCCAGUGAUACAAAAUCUUAGACAACUUAAAGCGAUUGAGAUGGGUCGAGAUGUAUAGAAGACAAAGAUGGGAUUUUAUUGCUCCCUGAGACACAAAGAACUAAAAGAUGGGUAACAGCAUUUUAUGGAAGUACCAAAUAGGGAUGCCAAUGCUACCAAUGCAACUGAAGAAGUCAAUAAUACCUCAGAAGGAGUUGAGAACUACACGUGAGUCGGUGGAAAAAGCAAAUCUCGAGUACCAAAAGCUUCUUUCUGAAAAGGAAAAACUGUCAAACAGCGCUAACAGUCCAGAUGAUAUAUUCAGUUUCCACGACGAGUUUAUAAAACGCAAAGAGGACACUCGAAAGAGACUAAUUCACCUCUUCAGAUCCAUACUUUACGGAAAUGUUACGAUUUCUCAGCAGAAAAUUGAGAGUAAGAGGAAACACCUCAAGUACAAUGGUGAACACAAUUACAUACUCCAGGAGCUUGAAGAAAUAAGUUCCCUCAUCAAAGCCAUGGAGCAGCUCGCUCGCGAGAAUAAAGAGAAUGACCCCCCACAAGAGACUGCCAAGAAGGGAAAUGAUCCGGUUGCGCCAGUCGAGAAAAAGGUAACGUUUGAUGAAACUGUCCUCAGUCCACCACCUAGACGAAGAGGGCGACUUAUACAAUCUAAACCGGUUCACAUUCCCAGUGACCCACUCCAGAAUACAAAAAAAUAAAAUUAUGCGUUUUUGUUCAGUACUGUCGUUCUUUGUUCAAAUUUCCAUAGUAUUAGACUCGUCUUUGUAUAGUUUCUUGUUAACCUUUGUGUAAAUAAAAUAUUUGUUCAUUUA